UAACGUUCGGUGGUGAGAUGGCCGUGGAGUCUCUGCUGGUUCCUGUGAAGUCGAAACGGGUUCUGUGGACAGACAGCAGGAGGCGAGACACCCCACCGCAGCCCCCCGUCGACCUCCAUUUUUAAAUUAUGAUAACGGUUUGAGCCUGAUUUUUGAUCUGCAGAUGUGAAUCCUGAACAUCUCAUCAACACUCCUCAGAACUGAAGACUGGCUGUGACCAGGUGUGUGCUGUAGCUGUGGUCAGGCAGCCUUGCUGCCUCUCUGCCUCCAGAUGAAUGAAGAACGCUCCGGGACCCAGAGACACAGCUGAUGCAGGGCAUGCAGGUGUUUCUGCAAAUAUGAUGAAGAAAAAGAAUCCCCACAAGAAACAUAAGAGCAGUCUGGGUCCGACCACCAAAGUUCUGUCUCAGCCUCGGAGAAACAUCGUUGGCUGUAGGAUCCAACACGUGUGGAAGGAAGGAGGAGGACAUGUCAUCUGGAAGGGAACCGUGCUUGACCAGGUGCCGGUGAACCCGUCCCUCUAUCUGAUAAAGUAUGAUGGUUUCGACUGCGUUUAUGGUCUGGAGCUUCAUAAAGACGAGAGGGUUCAGGGACUCGAGGUGCUCCCUGACAGACUCGCUAAAUCCCGUCUAACAGACGUUAACCUAGCAGACACCAUGAUCGGUAAAGCGGUGGAGCACAUGUUUGAAACGGAGGAGGGUCCAAAGGAGGAGUGGAGAGGGAUGGUAUUGGCCCGAGCUCCCAUCAUGACCACCUGGUUCUACAUCACGUAUGAGAAAGACCCCGUCCUCUACAUGUACCAGCUGCUGGACGACUACAAGGAGGGAGACCUCCGCAUCAUGCCCGACUCCAACGACAGCGUCCCAGCGGAGAGAGAACCUGGUGAGGUGGUGGACAGCCUAGUGGGCAAACAGGUCGAGUACGCCAAAGAGGACGGCGGGAAGCGAACAGGGAUGGUCAUUCACCAGGUGGAAGCCAAACCGUCCGUCUACUUCAUCAAGUUCGACGACGACUUUCUCAUUUACGUCUACGACCUGGUCAAAACUUCAUAAGACUCUGUGGACACCCUGAGUUCCCUCCUUACAUCACAGAAACAAAAACCAUCACAUGAUGAACCAUCUGAAGUAUUUUAAACUAACGCUCGUUCCUCCAAUCAUCAAAGACGGGAGACAAAGACAUUAAAAAAGGAAUCUCACAAUAGUAAAAGAUGAGAGAAUGCUUCAUGAGAAUUGACUUCAUUUGUGUAAAAGAGUGUUUGGUGAAGACUUUAAGAGCUUUUAAACUCUUAAAAAAAGAAAAAAAGGACCGUGGUUUUAAAUCUAAGUGUCCAGGACAUUGUAGAGGUGAGAAGGUGAGUGAAGGCAUCCAAAAAUUCAGUUUUACUGUAGCAAGAGAAACUAAAGCUUCACAAAGGAGAGGAAGAAGGAGAAUAAUGAAGCGGAUAAACAAACAUCUAUCAUCUCAAGCUUGUUUUUGCUUCGAGGACCCCUUAAAUCAGGACCAUCAACACAUUUCAGUGCUCUGAUUAUUUCUCUUAAUCUAUAAUUUGUCUCUAUCUGUAAAGAUUUUCAUCACAGCUGGCUCCGGCUUCUGCAAUGAAAAGAAAAACAGAUUAAGAAUGAGGAAAUUUAGGAGACACUAAGGCAAAAGAUGACUUUAUAAUUUAAAGUUUUUUGCUAUGAUUUUGUCCUAAUUAGAAUUGACCUUUGAAUGAUGAUGUCUUUUUUCAUUAUUGGAGUUUUCUUUUUGUUUUGAGCUCAUAAAUCCUGCUUGUUUUUAAGGUUCAUAGUUUUGACAAGUUCACCAACUUGUUUGAAUGAUCUUGAUUCUGAUUUAAAAAUCAUAACUUAGGCCAACUACUAAUUAUUUUCCCCAGUCCCCAAAAACCUACAUGUGAAAUAGUAAUGGCUUAAGCCUAAUUUGUACUUUGGCAUCAAAACUGUUAAGACCUACGCUGUGCUCGUGUGUUGGGGUGUCAGUUUUCUCUGUUAUACUCCUCCAAAAUGCUCCUCAGCAGUGUUAUUUUUAUGCCAGUUCCUGGUCUCUCUCACACACUUCCCACUGGUUUGUGUUCAGAAACUGAGGCGACUGAAAGAGAGCGAAUCAUGUUGGAGUUGUAGAUGAUAAAUAUUUAACAUGAGCUGAUUUUACUGCUGCUAUUGAAGAGGAAGACAGGAGACAUAAGAAGAGAUGGAAAGUACAGCUGAUGAAUCAAUUGAAGCAAAGGACGAGGGAAUAAUUUAGUUGUUUUCUGUUUUUUGCAAAGGCUAGUAAUAUGAUUCUAUUUAACCGACCAGUCUGCUUUGUUUUUAAAUGUUAUUGCAUUUUGAGGAGAUAAAAGUAAGGCUGCAUACAUAGGCUUCUGUUUAGGCACAGCUCUACCAAAACCCAGGGCAUAAGCCAUGGCAUAGAUCAGGGAUAGGCAACUUAAAUGACAAGGAGGGAAACAUUAAUUUUAUAGGGCCAUGUUAUUACAAAUUGUAGGAUAUUCUCGUUGUAACUGUAAUAAUUACUCAGAACUUAACAAAAGGGACAAGUAUAAAGCUUUUGUCUGAAUUCAUUUCUCCAAGGUUGAUAUUUUUAAAAUCAAAUGCAAAUAGUAAUACCUUAUUUAAAGAGCUAGGCACAAAUUCAAGCCAAUUGAAGCUAAAUUUUAAUGCCAUCAGCAUAGUUGAUGCUAGUAUAUUUGUAAUAAUGCAUUUGGUAAUGAAUAUGAAUACAUUUUACAGAUAAAAAUAUAGCCGGUUAGAUCUUUUAUUUCUUGCAAAAACAAACAUAUAGUACUGAUCAUUUUAUUAUAAUGGUAAAAUUUGUUUUUUCUUAUUUUUGUGGCAGAUUUUGUCCUUUUUUCUGUUAUAUUCACAAUGAUGAAGAGAAUCUGUUCAUUUUUAAAAAAGAAACAUGACAUGUUUAGCUUAUUAAAGCUUAAAAUUAACAUGAAAAAAACAGAAUUUUUUUUACAAAAGUCAUAAAUUUAGGAGAUGAAAACUUGAAAUUUUAAAGUUUAGAAAACUGCAAAAUUUUCAGAAAAGCCUUUAAUUUUCUGAGCCUGACAGGUUUGGGAAUUUAUGUGGAAAAAGCCUUCCAAUUUUUAGGUUUAGGAAGUCAUGAAUUAACAAAACAAGCAUCUUUUUUAGUUUAAAAAGUUGUUAAUUUACAUGAAAAGAAUCCCUUUCUCAAUAUAUAAAGCUGUAAAUUCAAGUGAAAUAAAUCUUGAAAUUUCCAGUGUUGGGAGGUAAAAAUUUGCUUAUUUUAACUCAAAAAAAAUCUCAGAAAAUUACAACUUAAUUAACUCAAGAGGUUUUGAGUUUGAUUUCUCAAAAAAUCACAACUUUAACUGAAAAAGUUUUUUUCUUGAAAAUUAGCAGGGCUUUUUUUCUCUAAUUUUUUAGAGUUACCUGAUACUCCUUUGAAUUAACCACACUCAUAAAGUCAUCUUUUUCCGUUUUUCAUGGCUGAAGUGGUGUUAACUAAAAUCCAUAAAACACAACACAAAAGAAACAGAAACUGGUCCUGACCUCAAUGUUAGCUGAGAGACCUUCUGAAGCCUAGUGAUGAAAAAUGUAAAACAAGCUUGAUGGUUAACUGAAACACUAGAGGAACCUUGGAAAUAUCUGAAGACAAACGUUACGGCCUUUUUGCUGUUGUACAGGACAAAACAAGACUUCGUUCAUCAUUUGCUGUGCUGCUUCUGCAGGCUCCAUUUCACUGAAAUUCAUGGAAGAGGGUGGAAAAAUCCUCAGAAGACAUCUGCAGAUGUAAACUGUGCUUUAACAAAAGAUGGGGGCUUUUUAUUUAGCCUUUUUUAUCAUUGCCAAACCCCCUCCUGUCGUGGAGUUCUGUUUUGUGAAAGACAAUGGGACUGCUUUUUUCUUGUGAUUUCACUAAAGCCUUUGGAUUUGCUCUCGUGUCGUCUUUUCUACGUCAUCGAUGACGAAACAGGAAGGAGAAAAUGAAACUCGGCCAAAGCUCCUUCUGUCGUUGGCGAUUUGUUUUUGAUGUCGUCGUCACAGACUGACUUUUGUUGCGUUCCCGUUCUUCUGUUUGAACUUUAAACACGGCGGUGGAAUCUCACCGGCUCAAAUUGUUGAUUUACGUAGCAAAAAGCAGCAUGGUGGUCUGAUGCACCUUAAACCACAGGAGGAGGACAAAAGAAUGAGUUCAUUUUCACCAGAAUCUUCUAGAAAAACAGAUUUACUGUAGUGAAACAGUUGAGUUUUCAUUUUCCAAGCUUCCUGUGAACACUUAAAAAUUCCAGUGACUUUACGUUUGAGUUGAAAUGAUUAUAAACUAAAGUAUCCCAGUUUUUACUGAAAUCAAGUGUAAUCAGGUCUGUUUGUAUGUAUGUAUGCAGUAAGAGACGUCACAGUCAGAUGUGUUUAUUAUGAAGAGAUUAACAAACAUGAAGGUUUAAAGUUACCUUUUUAUUCAGAGGUACUCCAGACUGAAGGUUUUGCAUCAAUGUGUUCUUCAAACUUGUUCUAUUUCUUGUUUUAAGGGGAUGCAUGUUUCUUUGUUUGUUCAGUAACUCCAGGAAUGAGGAGCAUAUAAAUCUUCUUUCUAGGGAUGCAGUAAAAGGACUUUUGCAGAUGUUUUUGCACAGCUAAAGUAGCAAACUCUUUCUGGUUGAUUACUGACAUGGAUGCUUAUUUUGUUUGGAAAGCUCAAAAAACAUCUGAUUUCAUAUCUUUUGUAAACCUUUAUUGCCAAAAAUGUCAAUGAUAUUCAAGUUUUGGAGCCUUUACUGCACAUAACCUUUACUUCUCACUGUAAUCCAUAGACUGCAUUUGAGAAAAUAUGCAUUAAAUAAUAAUUAUGUAAUUAAAUAUACUGGGAGGUAGAAUUCAGCUUAAGAUUGAUGCGUUUUUGGACCCCCUGUCAAAGCAUGUAAAAAAAUCAAAAUAAUUGCUCAGAGAAUCGGUCUGAAUUUAUGAAGAAUCCAAGAUAACAACAGGCUUUUUUCCCCUGCACUUUGGUGGAAAGAAAUCAGAGGUUGAACCUGAAGUAUGUGCAAAAAUCCAAGAAUGUGCAUCCUUAGAUGGAUCAUUUGAGGGUUUUUAUGAUGACGUUUUACAAACAAGGUAAAAAAGAGAGGGCUAUUUUAUAGAAAUACUGCUUAUCGCCCUUCAGUGUGCAUAUUGAGGUAAUUUCAACAAUUUGGAGAAAAAGUACAUGGAAUUUUCCUUAUUUUUGAGCACUCAGUUCCAUCAUUUUCUGUGAAUAUUUACGGUUAUUUAUUGUUGUUUUAAGUGGAAAACAAAAAAAAUUCAAAGAGCCAUCUCAACCAAUCAGAAGGCUCCUCUGAAUAAAAACUCAGCUAUGACUAUGUGGAUUAAACCUUCAGUCUGAGUACUUCCUGUGAUGUAGUUAGUCGCUGGGCAGAUUACAGCUCUUACUAUAACCACACUAAAAAAAGAAGAAGGCAGAUUUCCCAGAGAUCUGUUGUUUCUGCACUUGUAUAUUUCUUUAUUUGUCUAUCUCAGAUCAUCUCAGUAGGCCGAUAUUAAUCAGUAAAUGCUAAAUAUUUGCUAAAAACUCGAUUGACAGAAUCAUUUUUACAUCCGAUCCAGUCCGAACAUUUCACUGUUAUAAUGAAAACAGAUUAUUGAUGUUAAUGUUGGAAUGACAUUGGCCUUCUAUCAUCUUUCUGCCUUGUAUCGUUUGUUUUUGUAUGUUUAAAAAUGUAUGUUAAUAAUUUUUAUUGUUAAUGGAA
Cheilinus undulatus (humphead wrasse) is the source of this 5713-nucleotide messenger RNA. RefSeq names its product spindlin-1-like. NCBI's taxonomy places the organism in Eukaryota, Metazoa, Chordata, Actinopteri, Labriformes, Labridae. Gene Ontology annotation, biological process: gamete generation. The transcript has 8 exons. The coding region runs from base 276 to 1052 and encodes 258 amino acids. The record is from RefSeq and is a predicted model, not a curated record.